GUUUCGACUUAUACAAACGAUCCCUCUCGCUAUCUCCUCCAUUAUAAUCUUUCACCUAGCCACCGCCUCUGCUUCUUUCCUGCACACAUUUGAACGCUAAACCUAACCAGUGUUGAAUUGAAGCAGCAAACAAAGUUGAAAGAGGAGAAUGGCGAAAUCAAUGAGAUCCAAGAGGGAGAAGAGGUUGAGGGCUAUUAGGAGAGAGAUUGUUCAACCUUACUAUGACGAGAAAGAAGCCGCUAAGCUUUCUGCACAAGAAGCUGCUCUUGCUGCACCCAAGCUUCAAGUUCCCGUCCGAAAAAGCACUACCAUGGAAAUUUCUACUUCCACUAUCGACAACGCUAACACCAUGGAUGUGGAUAUGGGUGAUGAAAAUAAGAGCAAGUUUUCCUUGAAGCCUGCUGGUAAAAUUGGGAAGAAAUUGAAAAAGAAAUUGAAAAUGGCGAAAGGUAAUCGCCGCAACGGUAAUGGAAAGCCGAGCAGAAAGCGUCACAUAUGAUUCCCAUUGAGUGCUAAUGGCAGUGCUGGGUUAAUUUAGAGUUCCUGACUUCCUGUGCUCUUAUUUCAUGAACCUUGUUCAAAUUUUGAUACAAAAACAUGGAGAUUGUUCAAUUAUCUUUGUUAUUUAUUUUGAAUAUUAUUAACUUGCAUUUAGAUAUUUGAAGUACAACACAAUAUUAGUAUGGAGAAGUGGUUGAUGUUGAUGACUCCUUUUGAACAUGGAGGAUAGAUAUAUAACAUAGUUUUUGCACUAACCUUGUUCUUGAAUUUGGAAUUUGAUAAUGGUUGUUUUUUA
Vicia villosa (hairy vetch) is the source of this 796-nucleotide messenger RNA. RefSeq lists its product as uncharacterized. The transcript has 4 exons. NCBI's taxonomy places the organism in Eukaryota, Viridiplantae, Streptophyta, Magnoliopsida, Fabales, Fabaceae. The coding region runs from base 149 to 499 and encodes 116 amino acids. The record is from RefSeq and is a predicted model, not a curated record.